This is a messenger RNA of Stomoxys calcitrans (stable fly), 1555 nucleotides long. Its product is annotated as DDB1- and CUL4-associated factor 13. Gene Ontology annotation, molecular function: protein binding. The record is from RefSeq and is a predicted model, not a curated record. Gene Ontology annotation, biological process: maturation of SSU-rRNA from tricistronic rRNA transcript (SSU-rRNA, 5.8S rRNA, LSU-rRNA). Gene Ontology annotation, cellular component: nucleolus; small-subunit processome. Lineage: Eukaryota; Metazoa; Arthropoda; Insecta; Diptera; Muscidae. The coding region runs from base 75 to 1412 and encodes 445 amino acids. The transcript is spliced from 3 exons.
UUUGUUUACAAAUACACGUGCCAAACGAACUGCGUAAAACUGAAUUUCGUUUAAACUUUAAUUUUCUUGCAAAAAUGAAGGUAAAAAUGAUAAGUCGUAAUCCGGAUGAUUAUGUCCGUGAAACGAAAAACGAGCACCAUAAACUACCUCGCAAUUAUGAUCCUGCUUUGCAUCCCAUGGAAUCAUCCCGCGAGUACGUUCGAGCCUUAAAUGCCACAAAGUUAGACAGAGUUUUUGCUAAACCUUUUGUGGGUAAUUUAAGUGGUCACCGAGAUGGGGUCUCCUGCUUCGGCAAGCAUCCUAAACAAUUGUCGACUCUAACGUCUGGGGCAUAUGACGGCGAAGUACGUGUCUGGGAUUUGGCGAAUCGCGAAAGUGUACGCAGCUUUGUGGCCCACGAAGGCUUUGUUCGAGGCAUUUGUUACGAUGUAACCGGUGAACGUUUCUUUACGGUGGGCGAUGACAAAACCAUAAAGGUGUGGAAUUCCUCGGCACCUGACGUAGGCGAAGAUGAAGAACCAAUCAACACAAUAUUAAGUCGCACCAUGAUCACAGGCAUUACACAUCAUCGCAAAGAACCAAAAUACGCAACAUGUGGCGAAGUCUGUUCGAUUUGGGAUGAGAGUAGAAAUGAUCCACUCAAAAAUUUAAAAUGGGGUGUUGACACUCUGCAUGCGGUGGCCUUUAAUCCGGUGGAAACUUCCAUAUUGGCAUGUUGUGGAAGUGACCGUUCCAUUAUCUUGUAUGACCAACGCGCAGCCAACCCCCUAAGGAAAAUGGUAUUGACCAUGAAGAGUAACAAAUUGGCAUGGAAUCCCAUGGAAGCUUUCAAUUUCAGUGUGGCAAACGAAGACUGCAAUCUCUAUACUUUUGAUACCAGACAGCUGAAGAAUCCUCUAAAAAUCCAUUUCGACCAUGUGUCAGCAGUCACCGAUGUAGACUAUUCACCCACUGGCAAGGAAAUUGUUUCCGGCAGUUACGAUAAGACAAUUCGCAUUUACAACGUUCACCAGAGUCAUUCGCGUGAUAUUUAUCACACCAAACGAAUGCAACAUGUCGUUUGUGUGGCCUGGUCCUUGGACAAUCGUUAUGUGUUUACUGGAUCCGAUGAAAUGAAUAUCCGUAUGUGGAAGGCUAAAGCUUCUGAAAAAUUGGGUGUUAUACGUCCUCGUGAACGUGUUGCCUUCAACUAUCAGGAGGCAUUAAAGGAGAAAUAUGCAGCACAUCCACAAAUCAAACGUAUUGCCAGACAUCGUCAAGUGCCACGUCACGUAUUGAAUUCGCAAAAGAAAAUGCGAGCUGUCAAGGACAAGGAGUUACGCAAGGAAGCCAAUGUACGAAAUCAUUCGAAACCGGGCUCAGUGCCAUUUGUGGCUGAGAAGAAGAAGACUGUACUGAAGGAGGAAAUUUAGAAUAGCUUUGAUUCAAAUAUGCUUUAGUUAAAUAGGAUAUAAAUUGUUUUAAAAAAUAAACCAUUUUCUUUUUGUAUAAACCACUAGUGCGUGGCUGUGAAUGACCGACCACUAAUAAAGGACCACUGUCGAGCAUGACUUUA